AUGGUGAAAUGGCGGAAGCAACAAAGACUCGUGUCUGGAGAUACAUCCGAGGAGGAGAUAGGUCACCAUUACUUGAGUACUUUGAUGUAUGGUCGCUACCAGCGCGACCUCAGCGAAGCGGCAAGAGAAGAAGCGAGACGACUCAGACGAUUACGAAAGAAGAGAAGAAAAGAUGACAAGGCGAGACAGAAAGAGCUAGAAGCUACAGGCAAGCUUAGACCGAGGGGGAAGUUUUUUAAAGUGAUCGGCUACCUAUGGAGGCACUCCUUUGCAAGGCUGGGUGAAGACUGGUUCUUCUUAGCAGCGCUGGGUAUUAUUAUGGGUUGCCUAAACUUCGCGAUCGACCAGGGUAUCGCUGUUUGUAACAAUGCUCGAACAUGGAUGUACAAUGACGUAGCUACAUCGAUAGCUGGGAAGUACUUCGCCUGGGUGUCGUUGCCUGUUUGUUUGAUAUUAUUUGCUGCUGGUUUCGUGCAUAUUGUUGCUGCGCAGAGUAUAGGUUCCGGUAUCCCCGAAAUGAAGACAAUCCUUCGUGGUGUCCACCUGAAGGAGUAUCUGACGUUUCGCGCUCUGGUUUCGAAGUGUGUCGGUCUGACUGCGACACUUGGUUCUGGUCUUCCAUUAGGGAAAGAGGGUCCUUCCGUCCACAUUGCUUCCAUGGUUGCAGCUCUCCUUUCGAAGUUAGUCACGAAGAUCCAGGGCGUGUAUGAGAACGAGUCACGAACCACAGACAUGUUGGCAGCCGCAUGCGCAGUGGGUGUUGCUUCGUGCUUCGCUGCGCCAGUUGGUGGUGUACUCUUCUCAAUUGAAGUAACAACAACUUACUUUGCUGUUCGUAAUUACUGGCGAGGCUUCUUUGCGGCCUGCUGCAGUGCUAUUAUGUUCCGUUUAUUAUCUGUAUGGUCUGGUGCAACGCCGACCGUGAAGCCACUCUUCCCUACCAGUCUACCUCAAGAUUUUCCCUUCGAUCCUCAGGAGUUUGCCGUCUUUGUACUAUUGGGAAUUGUUUGUGGUCUCAUGUCAGCUCUAUGGGUGUGGCUUCAUAGACAGUACGUACUCUUCAUUCGGAACACCAAGUACUUGAGUACGUUUCUACAAAAGAAUCGUUUCAUCUACCCUGGCUUCAUGACGUUGGCUGUGAUGUCCAUCCUCUUCCCACCAGGUAUAGGGAAGUACAUGGCUGGAGGGCUUGGUACACCACCACAGGUAUCAGCGCUGUUCUCCAACUUUACCUGGUCAGACGAGCUAACAGCGGAACAGGCGGCCAUCGUAUCCAAUUGGCAGACGGAUGAAGUUGAUCAUUUCGGAUGUCUCAUCAUUUAUUUCUUCUCUAUCUAUUUCCUGAGUAUGGUGUCCUGUACUCUGCCGGUCCCGGCUGGUAUUUUCGUCCCAGCUUUCAAGAUGGGCGCCUCUCUUGGACGGUUCACUGGAGAAGUGAUGCACUACUUCUGUCCAUUAGGAGUGGCGUAUGGUGGAAAAAUCCAGAAGAUCUUACCUGGUGGAUACGCCACGGUGGGUGCUGCGGCGUUCACAGGUGCUGUCACCCACACAGUGUCUACUAUUGUCAUUAUUAUCGAGAUGACUGGGCAGAUAACACAUCUCCUACCCAUAAUGGCCGCUGUGCUAGCUGCAAAUGCUGUAGCAGCGAUGCUGCAGCCUUCUUGCUUCGACAGCAUUAUUCUGAUCAAGAAACUGCCAUAUUUGCCUGAUCUCCUCUCUUCAGCUAGCCGUAUGUACGACAUUUGCGUCGAAGACUUCAUGGUGCGGGAUGUGGUCUACAUCUGGAAUAGGAUGACAUUCCAGCAGUUGAAGGAUAUUCUCAAGAGUAAUAAAACGAUCAAGAGUUUCCCUCUAGUGGAUAGUCCUUCAUCCAUGGUCCUUUUGGGUUCCAUACAUCGUUGGGAGCUAGUGAAGGUUAUCGAACAGCAAGUGGGCAGAUCUCGUAGGCUGCAAGUUGCCGCGCAAUGGCUGAAGGAAGCCGAGAGAAGACGCGAUGAGGAGAGGAAGAGGACCCGAAGACCUUCAAGAUUUGAAGUCACUCCAGCUCCAGAUAUGCUCCAAGUUCCUGGUAGCGGCAUGACGAGAGGCACCUCACUAACAUCGCAAGAUCAAAGUGGCCUAAUACCGGCCCCAGGCCAGCUGUUCCGACCGAAGUCGAUCCUUAAGAAGACGAACUCAUUCACACUGACCCGUGGUCUAGCCCCACCUACGCCACAAUCCCCAAUGCCACACCCCUCUGUCUACACCACGGUUACUGGAGCCGAGACCAGAAUCCGCGCUGCAUUUGAAGCGAUAUUCAAGAGGUCCACUUUACUGCCUGAUGUGGAAGGUGGUCUUUCUGACCAGAUGGGUGGAUUACAACGCAGUCCGUCUAUUAAUAAAAAAGUUCAAUUGCCGAGAGAACGCGUAUGUGACAUGUCACCGGAAGACCAGAAAGCCUGGGAACAACUAGAGAUGGCCAAGGAAAUUGACUUCGACAAAAUGCUGCAGAUUGCUCGACGGCGGGAUAUGAACCCCGAUGACACAGACUAUGAGGAUGAAACAUUGUACCUCUGUCACAUUGACCCUGCGCCCUUCCAAUUGGUUGAGAGGACUUCACUCCUUAAGGUGCAUUCACUAUUCUCAACUCUGGGCGUUAGCAGAGCAUAUGUUACGGCUAUCGGAAGACUUAUUGGUGUUGUGGCGCUUAAAGAGCUACGCAAAGCGAUUGAAGAUGUAAAUUCGGGAGUGUUGACUCCCGCCACUAGGCCUUCGCCCCCGUCUACCCCCUUGCCGAUUAUGAUCAAGGUGCAGACAUCUGAGCCUGCGCCGCCUAGCGACAGUGACACUGCACGACUCACUAAGUCAUGUAAGUAA
Molecule: messenger RNA, 2856 nt
Organism: Leptosia nina
Lineage: Eukaryota; Metazoa; Arthropoda; Insecta; Lepidoptera; Pieridae
Source: the annotation of a GenBank genome assembly